AUGCAGUCCUGCCGAGUGCGCUGUGCCCUGACCCUGCUUUCCCUGGCCUUGGCUGUGAGCUCCAUGUCAGCUGCACCUACAGACCCGAGACUUCGCCAGUUCCUGCAGAAAUCACUUGCAGCAGCAGGAAAACAGGAGUUGGCCAAAUACUUCUUGGCAGAAUUGCUAUCAGAACCAUCACAGACAGAGAAUGACGCCUUGGAAUCGGACGACCUGCCCAGAGGAGCUGAGCAAGAUGAAGUAAGAUUGGAACUUGAAAGGUCCGCAAACUCCAGUCCAGCUCUGGCACCCCGAGAACGCAAAGCUGGUUGCAAGAACUUCUUCUGGAAAACCUUCACAUCUUGUUAG
Messenger RNA from Bufo bufo (common toad), 348 nucleotides. RefSeq names its product somatostatin (gene SST). The coding region runs from base 1 to 348 and encodes 115 amino acids. The transcript has 2 exons. Gene Ontology annotation, cellular component: extracellular region. Gene Ontology annotation, molecular function: hormone activity. The record is from RefSeq and is a predicted model, not a curated record. Gene Ontology annotation, biological process: regulation of cell migration. Lineage: Eukaryota; Metazoa; Chordata; Amphibia; Anura; Bufonidae.